UAAAAUCGGCCAUGAAUGCCCCACCCCGAGAGGCUGCAGCUGUGUCUGAAUCCGGCAACCGUAGCCAUGACCACCCACGUCACCCUGGAGGAUGCCCUGUCCAACGUGGACCUGCUGGAAGAGCUGCCCCUCCCCGACCAGCAGCCAUGCAUCGAGCCGCCGCCAUCGUCCAUCAUGUACCAGGCUAACUUUGACACAAACUUCGAGGACAGGAAUGCAUUUGUCACAGGCAUUGCAAGGUACAUUGAGCAGGCCACGGUCCAUUCCAGCAUGAAUGAAAUGCUGGAGGAAGGGCAUGAGUAUGCAGUCAUGCUCUACACCUGGCGCAGCUGCUCCCGGGCCAUCCCGCAGGUGAGACUGUCCUUGCUGGGUGGCUCUGCUCCACUUCGGCCUCAGCCAGAGAGCUGA
Messenger RNA from Leptonychotes weddellii (Weddell seal), 408 nucleotides. Lineage: Eukaryota; Metazoa; Chordata; Mammalia; Carnivora; Phocidae. The record is from RefSeq and is a predicted model, not a curated record.